Messenger RNA from Paramisgurnus dabryanus, 4257 nucleotides. Lineage: Eukaryota; Metazoa; Chordata; Actinopteri; Cypriniformes; Cobitidae. The record is from RefSeq and is a predicted model, not a curated record.
AAGAAAGAGCUCGCGUGUGAUGUGUUUGUUUAUCCUCAGUGUUUUUCUCUCUUGAGUGUUUUAUUGAGUGUAAACAGAGUCUUGUCUCUGUGUAUUUUAGUGUUGAUGAUGAGAUGGAUGUGAUGUGCUGUAAAUCAGAAACUGAUCAGGGCUUACAGGAUGAGGAAUCUACUGAUCAAACCUCCACAGAGUCUCUGGAUUCUGUCUGGAACGCUGGAGAACAGCAGCAGAUCCUGCAGACUAAACUCAAGAUGUGUUCAGUAAAACUCAUCGACUGCAGGAACCUCGUGAGGAAGAUGAGAAGAGAAACCACAGCAGGAGAAGAUCAAACUGAGGAAGAAGAGGAUUUUAUUUCUUCAGAUUUGAGAAGUGAUUCGUGUUCAGGUGGAGAAAUAACGUCCUCGACAUCAAAAAAGCGACAGACCGCACAAUCUCUUUCCUGCAUCACCUGUGGAAAGACAUUCAGCUCACAUUUACAUUUAAAGAGACAUGAGAGAAAACACACAGAACAUGAACUCUUCACCUGCAAGAGAUGUAAGAUCAGCUUUACUACCUUACAAGAAAAGGAACUUCAUUCACAAGAACACAGAGAGAAGAAGAUCAAGUUUGAGUGUCAGCAGUGUGGAAAGGUUUGUCUCAUCUUAUCUGAGUUGAAACGCCACAUGAGGACACACAUUGUUGAAAAGCCUUUUCACUGCACUGAAUGUGGCAAAUAUUUCAGCACAGAAGGAUAUCUUGAUGCCCAUAAGAAAAUUCACACAGGAGGAAAACCAUACGAGUGUCCUCACUGUGAGAAGAAAUUUGGCCAAAAAGCCCAUCUGAUGAGACAUGUGCUUAUACACACCAAUGAGAAACCGUAUCAGUGCAGUGAAUGUGACAAAGCCUUUAGGGAUUCAGAUUCAUUAAAAUCGCACCAGAAAAUUCACUCUGAGGAGAAACACUAUUAUUGUUUACACUGUGAUAAACGUUUCAGUCUUAAAUCUAGUCUUAUUGUCCAUGAGAGACUUCACACUGGAGAGAAACCUUUUCGCUGUACUGUUUGUGGGAAGAGUUUUCGUCAUAGUGGCAGUUUAUUGUCACACCAGAAAGUUCAUACAGGUGAAAGACCUUACAAAUGCUCUCAAUGUGAGAAGACGUUUGCUCAUUCAGCUUCCUUUAAAGCCCAUCAAAGACUUCACACUGGAGAGAAACCUUAUUGCUGCUCUCAUUGUGGAAAGAGCUUCUCGGAUCCAUCUUGUUUUAGAGUUCAUCAAAGAGUUCACACUGGAGAGAAACCUCAUCACUGUGAUCUUUGUGGGAAGAGUUUCAGUCGACAUGACAGUUUAGUGUCACACCAGAAAGUUCAUACAGGUGAAAAACCUUACAAAUGCUCUCAGUGUGAGAAGACGUUUGCUCAUUCAAGUUACUUAAAAAUCCAUGAGAGAGUUCACACUGGAGAGAAACCUUACAUCUGCUCGAUCUGUGGAAAGAGCUUCUCUCAAUCAUGUUAUUUUAAACUUCACCAGAGAAUUCACACUGGAGAGAAACCUCAUCACUGUAAUGUUUGUGGGAAGAGUUUUAAUGUACAACAGAGUUUAGUGCUGCACCAGAGAACUCAUACAGGUGAAAAACCUUACAAAUGCUCUCAUUGUGACAAGACAUUUACUAAUUUAUCAUCCGUAAAAUCCCAUGAAAGGGUUCACUCCGGAGAGAAACCUUACGUCUGCUCGAUCUGUGGAAAGAAAUUUGGUUAUGCCAUAAGUCUUCAGAAUCAUCAGAAGAAACAUACUGAAGAACAGACUACACUGAAAAAAAUCGUAGUGUCUUAAAGUCUUUACGCACGAGACGGUGGCGCUACAGCACACACAAUUGUAUUGACAGUGUGUCGGGUUCUUUCUCUCUGCGUCAUGCAUUUAAAAUCCUUUAAUGCACGUCAAGUCUUGAUUAUCCCUUUAAUAUUCAUUUACUUUAUCAUUCACUUUUAUUCUUAAAUUUAUAUUUUGAUUUAUAUUACCCGGCUCCCUAAAAUGCUAGAUAAGAUACAUUAUCCCUUACAUAUCUGCAUUUGAUUCAAUAUAGUUAGUUAGGGCCCGAGCACACCGGGGUGUGAGGACCCUAUUGUUCUUCAAGGAGUUAUUAUUAUUAUUAUUUUUCUCCGACUUCAGCGGGACUUUAGAGGGCCUAAACAUACUCAAAAACUCAUGAAAUUUUGCACGGAUGUCAAGAGUGAUGAAAAUUUACAUGUGGUGUAGGCUUUGGAAUUAGGCGUGGGAAAACGGCUCUAUAGCGCCACCUACAAAUUUUCAACGAAGCAGCCCUCGGACUGUGUUUAACGUACAAUUACGAAAUUCGGUACGCUUCUGUAGCAUGACAAGACCUACAAAAAAGUCUCUUGGAGCGAAGCCAUAAACCAAACAGGAAGUCAGCUAUUCUGAGUUAUUUUUGUGAUUUGGGCGCAGUUUUUGUCAUUUCCAGGCGUCAUACUUUAACUAACUCCUCCUAGAGUUUUCGUCGGAUCAUCUUCAUAUUUGGCGAGUGUCAUCUUAAGGCCUUUGUGAUGCUAAAUUGCGAAGGAUUUGACUCUACGUAAAAAUUUGUGUCGGUUCUGGCCCGACAAAGUUUGAUGUUUUCCGAUGAAACAGGAAGUUGCUGGAACUCAUGCAUACAAUGUCUGAUCAGUCCCAAAUUUCACAUGAUUGCUAAGAGUCCUGACCUGAACACAUCUACAUAACAAUUUUCAUUUAUAGCCAUAGCGCCACCAGCUGGCAACCUGAAGGAACAUGUUUUAGCGCCACUUUCAAAAUUCAAUGCAGCAGCCCUUGGACUGUGUUUAACUUACAUGUACGAAUUUCGGUAUGCUCAUGUAUUAUUACAAGCCCUACAAAAAAGUCUCUUGGAGCAACGCCCUAAACCAAACAGGAAGUCAGCUAUUUUGAAUUAUUUCUCAGAUUUUGGCUCAGUUUUUCUCAUUUCCAGCAGUCAUACUUUAACUAACUCCUCCUACAGUUUUCGUCGGAUCAUCAUCAUAUUUGGCGAGUGUCAUCUUAAGGCCUUUGUGAUGCUAAAUUGCGAAGGAUUUGAUUCUAUAUUAAAAUUUGUGUCGGUUCUGGCCCGACAAAGUUGGAUGUUUCGUUAUGAAACAGGUUGCUGGAACUCAGGCAUACAGUGUCCGAUCUGUCCCAAACUUCACAUGAUUGAUAAGAGUCCUGACCUGAACACAUCUACAUGUCAAUAGUCACUUAUGGUUAUAGCGCCACCAGCUGGCAACAGGAAGUGACAUGUUUACACUGAUUAUGCAAUGUCCGAUCUUUCCCUAACUUCACAUGAUUAAUAAGAGUCCUGGACUGAACACAUCUACAUGUCAAUAGUCACUUAUGGUUAUAGCGCCACCAGCUGGCAACAGGAAGUGACAUGUUUACACUGAUUAUGCAAUAUCCGAUCUUUCCCUAACUUCAUAUGAUUAAUAAGAGUCCUGGACUUAACACAUCUACAUGUCAAUAGUCACUUAUGGUCAUAGCGCCACCAGCUGGCAACAGGAAGUGACAUGUUUACACUGAUUAUGCAAUGUCCGAUCUUUCCCUAACUUCAUAUGAUUAAUAAGAGUCCUGAACUGAACACAUCUUCAUGUCAAUAGUCACUUAUAGUUAUAGCGCCACCAGCUGGCAACAGGAAGUGACAUGUUUACAAUGAUUAUGCAAUGUCUGAUCUGUCCCAAACUUUACAUAAUUGACAAGAGUCCUGGACUGAACACAUCUACAUGCCAAAAGUCACUUAUGGCCAUAGCGCCACCUGCUGGCAACAAGAAGUAACAUGUUUUACACUGAUUAUUCAAAGUCAGAUCUGCCCUACAUUUUACAUGAUCAAUAAGAGUCCUGGACUGAACACAUCUACGUGCCAAUAUUUACAUGUAGUCACUCAUACUCUCAUACACUUUUAAAUGGUUCACCUAUGUUUACAUGCUUAAAUGCCUAUUUACUACUGUUCCCUUUAAUUCUUAUGCCACGGCGUGGCGGUGUCAUGUGUGCGAGGGCCCUUCCAUCACUGCUUGCAGUUUUAAUUUAUUCUUAAUAUUCUUUCAAUCUUAUUUUGGCACUGUAUAUCCUUUAAUGCUAUUUUGAGUCUUCAGUGGUCUCCAUCUCAAGGUUUUUUAUUAACGUCAUGAGAAUGUUGUGAUGUCCACUGUCUGUGUUUUGUAUGAUAACACCUCCUAAAUCUGCUUCUAUUCAGACAAAGUUAGUCAGAGCAUCGUAUUAAAUAAAGCAUCUUUAUUUUAUUCAA